Messenger RNA from Helianthus annuus (common sunflower), 1712 nucleotides. RefSeq names its product transcription initiation factor TFIID subunit 8. NCBI's taxonomy places the organism in Eukaryota, Viridiplantae, Streptophyta, Magnoliopsida, Asterales, Asteraceae. Gene Ontology annotation, molecular function: protein heterodimerization activity. The transcript has a single exon. Gene Ontology annotation, cellular component: transcription factor TFIID complex. Bases 296 to 1417 code for a protein of 373 amino acids. The record is from RefSeq and is a predicted model, not a curated record.
UCCAACUCGAAUCAAUUUCUAGGGUUUAUGUUUCUCACAAAUGUACAAAUCACCGUACCAAAUCCACCCAUUGAACGCCCCCAAAACCCUAAUUCCAUUGCAAUUCACCAAUUCCAGUUCAACCUUAUAAAGAUCCACCCUCAAUUUCAAGUUUCCACGAAGCAAAAUGGUACGAUUUUACAUUCAUUUCUGUUAAAUUCUGAAAUUAGGGUUCCAAUUGUUGUUUCAAGUUGUUUGAUUUCGAAUGAAUUCAGUUUUGUUGUUAAGAAUCCCUUGAUGAUACGAGGGUUUGAAUAUGAACAAUGGAUGUAGAGUAGAUACCGAUAGAUUCGAUAAAUCCGAUAGGGAGCGUGUAGGUGCGGAUGAAUUCGGUAGGUCUAUAGCGAAAGUAGCGGUGGGGCAGAUAUGCGAGCGUCUCGGUUUUUAUAGUGCGAAUGAUUCGGCUUUAGAGGCUCUUGCUGAUAUUGUUAUUAGGUAUGUGAAGGAUUUGGGGAAAACCGCAAAGUUUUACGCGAAUGUGGCGAAUAGAACGGAAUGUAAUGUGUUUGAUGUGAUUCAAGGGUUGGAGGAUUUGGGGUCGUCGGUUGGGUAUCCGGGUGGGUCGGAGGGGUGUAGUAGUGUGUCAGCGUCGGGGGUGAUGAAGGAGGUUAUGGAGUAUGUUGAAGGGGUUGAAGAAGUUCCGUUUGCUCAACCUGUUGCGAGGUUUCCGAUUGUUAGAAGUAGGAGGUUGACGCCGAGUUUUGUGCAGAUGGGUGAGACGCCUGAGUUUAAGCAUGUGCCGGAUUGGUUACCUGCGUUUCCGGAUCCACAUACUUAUGUUUACUCGCCGGUUUGGAAUGAAAGGACUUCGGAUCCUAGAUCGGAUAAGGUUGAACUCGCUAGACAAAGAAGGAAAGCGGAAAGCUCGUUGUUGAGUUUGACGAAACGGUUGUUGUCUAGUGGUUCGGCUGUAACUUCCACCGUUGAAGCUGCUAACGGCGGUAAAAAGACCCGAUUUCUUGCGCUUACCGAUGGUCAAACGGUCAAACAGUCAGCCGAAGGUGAGAAAGCGGUUUUCGAGACAGAACUUAAUCCGGUUGUCUUGCCAGGUAAACACGUGAACGAUUCUAAUACAGAGAAUCAUGUAUCUAUAUUGGAAACUUUUACACCUGUUAUAGAAGCUAUUAACGGAAGGGUUUCAGAGUCGGGUGAGAACGGAGAACGAGAUUUUCUAGAUAAACGGCCUUCGGUUCGAUUAAAUUUCAAUAACGGUAGAAAAAUGAUCGGUGAUUCAUUGGAUUUGAGACUAUGGAACAGGGGUACAGGGAGAAUUUCAUCGUGGUUCGGACGCGAUGACGUCAUGGAUGACAAGAAACGGAGAGCCGAAUAUAUUUUAAGACAAUCGAUGGAAAACCCGCUGGAUCUCCCUCAAUUGUAGAUGAAAUUACUGAAUUGCCCAUGAUGGGAAACAUACCAUCUAACUUUUUUUCCGAAAGAAGCUUUGAUGAAAAUUAGAUCAAUGUAGGUGCUCGGUGUGUAUCUUCAAAACUCAUCCAGGUUUCUUAAUGUUUGCUAAAGAAAUCAUUUAGACAAUUGAACAAUUUAUGUGAUUAUCUUGUUGUCUGUUUCAAUUUGUUAUUCUUGUGAUUAUCGUUUUAUUAGAACUUUAUACAAUUCAGUAGAUGUUGAUUCUUCUGUGUAUGAAACUUUGGAUAGCAAUAUCGAAUUGUGUA